Messenger RNA from Sardina pilchardus (European sardine), 669 nucleotides. RefSeq names its product tripartite motif-containing protein 16-like protein. The transcript is spliced from 4 exons. Gene Ontology annotation, molecular function: protein binding. NCBI's taxonomy places the organism in Eukaryota, Metazoa, Chordata, Actinopteri, Clupeiformes, Clupeidae. Bases 1 to 669 code for a protein of 222 amino acids. The record is from RefSeq and is a predicted model, not a curated record.
AUGCCAACUAGAACUCCAACCAGGUCCAUGCCUGAAGCCAAGAAAUCAGAAAAGGUGCCCAUCUAUGAGCCCAACAUCAAAGAGCCAACAUGUAGAGCUGAGCUAAUGAAAUAUUGGAUCAGUCUAUCUCUUGACGACAAAACAGCCAACAAGAUGCUAUGGAUUUCAGAUGGAGGAACUAAAGUGACUCGUCGGACAGUGGAGGUGUGUCCUUGCUUGGACCUUCCAGAACGCUAUGAACUUUCACCACAGGUACUAUGUAAACAGUCUCUGUGGGGUGCUCGGUGUUACUGGGAAGUGGAGUAUUCAGGAUGGAUGGUCAUUGGAGCCACUUAUGAAGGUGUGGGGAGAAGAGGAGGUGAUGGUCCCUGCGGUCUGGGAGAGAAUGAGAAGUCUUGGGCUCUGGAGUGGUCUGGAGUCUGUUAUCAAGCCUGGUAUAAUGGCAUUAACAAAGAAAUCCGUGGGGUGCCACAAUGUUCAACCAUUGGUGUCUACAUUGACCAGCCUGCUGGAAUCAUCAAUUUCUAUUUGGUCCAAGACAGGAAAGAGGGGGGAAAGAGUAAAGAGGUGAAACUACUCCACAGAAUAGAAACAGAAAUGACACAGAGGAUUCUGCCCGGUUUCUGGAUGGGCAUGAACUCCACCUGCACAAUCCUCAGUAAAGACUAA